Arachis duranensis is the source of this 1126-nucleotide messenger RNA. Its product is annotated as fruit protein pKIWI502. Lineage: Eukaryota; Viridiplantae; Streptophyta; Magnoliopsida; Fabales; Fabaceae. The record is from RefSeq and is a predicted model, not a curated record. Gene Ontology annotation, molecular function: oxidoreductase activity. The transcript is spliced from 5 exons. The coding region runs from base 100 to 951 and encodes 283 amino acids.
AAAAGAGGAAGUAGGCGCAACUAAACAUAUGCACCUCCGGCGCCGCCUGAUUCGAGACACCGAACACCACUUUCCCACUUAUAACAAAAACACAAACACAUGAUGUCAUUCUCUCUCUUACACUCCCCACAUUCCCUAAACCUUAACCUACACCCCCAUGCGCACUUUAGCCAACCCUCUCCCUUUCCUAUGUCCAUCUUACGCCGCCUCACCCUAACCCUACGCCCUCGCCUCCACCACAAUCGCCAUCGCCCUGAGGUGGAACCCGCCGCUGAGUCCCUCUUCCACAUCGCCGUCGACAUCUCCGCCACGCCCGAUCUCGUGGAGUCACACACACGCGCCGGCCAGUACCUUCAGCUACGUGUUCCCGACGCGCCCAAGCCCGUGUUCCUUGCCAUCGCAUCGCCGCCGAAGCUGGCAUCUGCGCGUGGCGCGUUCGAGUUCUUGGUGAAGAGCGUGAAGGGGUCCACUGCGGAGGCGCUGUGCGCGUUGAAGAGAGGGGAUGUGGUGGAGCUGAGCUCGGUCAUGGGAAAUGGGUUUGACAUCAGCCGGAUCGACCCGCCGGAGAAAUUCGGCACUGUCAUCGUCUUUGCCACCGGUUCCGGAAUUAGCCCAAUUCGAUCGCUUGUCGAGUCAGGAUUUGGUGCUGCUCAAAGGUCUGACGUAAGGCUAUAUUAUGGGGCAAGAAACCUUCAGAGAAUGGCUUAUCAGGAUAGAUUUAAGGAAUGGGAAUCUUCUGGUGUGAAGAUUGUGCCUGUGUUAUCUCAACCAGAUGAUAGUUGGAGUGGGGAGAGAGGCUAUGUACAGGAGGCAUUUAAAAAAGUGAAGCAAAUAUCAAACCCUUUAUCAACUGGUGCAGUACUUUGUGGCCAGAAAGAGAUGACUGAGGAAGUGACAUCUAUUCUCGUUGCGGAUGGAGUCUCAGGUGAGAAGAUAUUGAAGAACUUUUGAGCAAAAAAGAACUUAGGCAUUGUUGUGUAUCAAUUUUUGAAAAUAUAUACUGUCUGUAUGAUUAUUUAUUCAUUGUUGUUGCUGAGGGUCAAGUAAAUCUCAGCCCAGCUUAGACUGUAAUUCUGUAAAAAAUAAACAAUUUUGGAAUUGAGCCAAUAUGGAAUUUCCAGCUCUU